Cladocopium goreaui is the source of this 2301-nucleotide messenger RNA. Lineage: Eukaryota; Dinophyceae; Suessiales; Symbiodiniaceae. The record is from the annotation of a GenBank genome assembly.
AUGGCGGAGGACCACCCGAUCCCGACUGAUGCCUUGGCGGGGUUGGCUGACCGUUGGGAGUCUUUCGCCCCGAUCAGGCAAAGGAAAGCGGUGGUUCUCAACGCGGAUGUGCUGCGUAUGGCGGCAACUUCUUGGGUGGAGGUCUUUGACUUCGAGGGUUCAGGGUCACGGCCCAAAACGCCUCCUGUGAGGCCAACAGUUGAGGAGGUCCGGAACUUCUACAAGCUCAUGCUGGGUGAGGGCAUUGACCUGGACAAGUCCAAGAAGAUCAAGAUCUACAGUGAUGAUGGUGCUCGGCAAGUUGCACGCGUCUUCAUGGCUGCAUGGUAUCCAUCGCAGCUGGCCGCCUGGGAAGAGCCGGACAGCCUUGAUUGCAUUCCCUGGGGUAGCGAUGAGUCUUUGGAUGAUGAGACGUUUGAAGCAAUGAUGGAUGUGCAUGAAUCUGGUGAUGCGCCUUUGCCAGACCCUGCUCCUCAUCACCAUGUUGCCAACCCAAAUGACCCGGCCAACAUGGAUACCCUCCCUUCUGACCCCAGUGAGUGGGGAGCAGUGCUUGGGGGACCUGACCGUCCUAGCCCUGAUUCUCCACCAGAAGUUGCCGUGGAAUACAUCGAUGCUGCGAUCCCUCGUGCCUCCUCACGUCCACUUCUGGAAGUGGAAGUGCAGGAUUCCCAAGAUGAAUAUGCCCACCUGCCUGACUCCCAGCCCGGUAGCCCAUCCCCUUCUCAGCCCGCGGAAGCUGGUGAAGCUUGUGAGAAAGAUGGUGGGGUUGGCAAGGAAACAGGUAAGGAGGGGCAGGAUGAAGAAGAUGCUCAGAAGGACAAACUGCUGAAGGCCAAGACUUUGGUUUUGGGGGAGGAAUCGGAGAAAGAGGAUGGGGAGCACCCAGGAUCACCCAUGAAGUCUCAUGCUGAGGAGAACAAGUCAGAACCGGUAAGCCCAACAGAGCUGGAAUUACCUGAUACCUUGACCCCAGGGAGCCCGUGGUCACCAUGGCCAGUUUCAAAGCCAGCACCCGAGGAGAUGACCGUGCCAGACACACAGCUAGACGGCCUAGAUGAACCAGAGGUCCCGAUGUCCCAGCCCGAAACCCAGCCAGACCACCAAGAUGAAAAUGACAAGGUCCCAGAGGUUGAGAUGUCCCAGCCCGAAACCCAGCCAGACCACCAAGAUGAAAAUGACAAGGUCCCAGAGGUUGAGAUGUCCCAGCCCGAAACCCGGCCAGACUACCAAGAUGAAAGUGACAAGGUUCCAGAGGUUGAGAUGUCCCAGCCCGAAACCCAGCCAGACCACCAAGAUGAAAAUGACAAGGUCCCAGAGGUUGAGAUGUCCCAGCACAAAACCCGGCCAGACUACCAAGAUGAAAAUGACAAGGUCCCAGAGGUUGAGAUGUCCCAGCACGAAACCCAGCCAGACUACCAAGGUAAAAAUGAAAAGGUCCCAGAGGUUGAGAUGUCCCAGCCAGAAACCAAGACCACGCCCCAGGAACACCACAUCCUGGACGAGUUGGAGAACAAAUAUCUUCGACGAGCAGAGCAAGAUGCUUUGCGGUGGGCGCCACAGGAGGAUCAGGAGGAUGGGCGUGGGAGCCGUGGGAGGGGCCGUGGACGUGGGAAGGGACGAGGCAAAGGAAAAGGCAAAGGAAAGGGAAGGAAGGGACGUGGAAAGGGAGAAUCCAAACCAAAGAGCCGCAAGGGUGUCCGCAGAGCAUUGCAACCGGAGUUGGAAGAAUCUGUUGGGAGUGAUUCCUGCUCUGUGCAUGCUACUGCAGGCAGUGACUUGCCCCAGCCCACCCCGAAGAAAGCAGCAAAGGCCCCAAAGCGGGCUGCAAAGGCAAAAGCUUCGCCCAAGAACAAGAGCAAACAGAGCAAAGCCAAGGCAGCAGCAAAGGCAAAGGGUGCGCCCAAGGCCAAGGCAGCAGCAAAGGCAAAGUCCGCACCUGCCCCAGCUGAGGGCCCCCGUGCUGAUGCUGAGGAUGCUGCAGCCCCCGCAAAAAAACUUAGGGGCAAAAAGGCCCAUCCAGUUGAGAUUGAGAUCCCCGAGUUCAACUAUGCCACCAUUGUUCCUUACUGGUCCCGCAAUGCAUGUGCCUUGAAGAUGCCAGAGUUGGACAAUCCAUCGCAUAUCACCCAGUCUUUCUACAUUGCCAGCAAGAAGCAUGACAUGAAGGAGCUGAUUUCGGUGAGUGCGGAGAUUGCUUCUCGUUUUGCAUAUGCUACCCUGGUGGAUGCAGCGGGCGGCAACUAUGCGGCCGAAGAGGUCCAAGCCAAGUUCACGGAGCUGAAAGCAAGUUUGCGUUAG